AAAAAAAAUUAAAAGAAGAAAAUGGAUGCUUAGAUACAUAAGAACUAAAACCCUACCAUGUGCAGCUGCUGUGCUAGGCAAAAUGUAAACUAGUUUAAGAUAGCUGCUGACCUCAAAGAGGUCUAAUGGAAAAGAGACAGUUACCUAAGCAAUUAAAAAAAAAAAGAAAGAAAAUGAAUAGUUGAAUAGUGAGGAAAUUCAGUGUUAGUGAUUGUGAAUUUACAUGGUAAUAUUUGGGAGGGCUGUGAAAGGAAGGUUGCAAGGAGAACAUGGUAAUGACUGUAACCUAAAAGAUGAACAAGGAUUAUCCAGUGAAAGGGCAAAGGGAAAGAGAGUAGGUAUGAGGGGUUUCUGAACAGUACUAAUUUCUACAAAGUUAUCUUAAUUGUUCUUUUACAUGAGAACAGCACUUCAUAUUCACAUAAUUGACUUACUUGAAGGAACUUCACGUUAGAAUCUCAAUUCCAAACAUUGUGUAAGUUUGGAAAAAUUCUUCUUGAAGAGAUGUACCAAAGAAUUUCAUUCAUUUUUAUCCCAAAUGGAAAGAUGUGGAAGUUGAUGUGAGAAAUGGAAACAGAAAUAAUUGGCAUAUGGAAUUCCCUAAGUAGAGGGGAUGGGCUGUGUGCCCAGAGAGGAAAAAGAGAUCUCAGCCAUGGCAAGGAAUGAGGAGCUUGAAUGAUGUGAAGGGCUGUGCAUGAAUCAUUCUGAGAUAUGAAUAGAACCUUCUGCCUUUGGGACUUUCUCAAUGGGAAGCAGUGUGUGUGUUCAGGAUGGGGGUUGCAGAAGAAACAGGAUCUGGAGAGCCAUUUCAGCAUUUCUGUGGAGCAAGCAAUUGCCAUGCCUCCUAGAAGAAAACAUAGGGGUAAAAAAGAGGGAAAAGGAAAACUCUAGUAUCAUUCAUGCUGUGUGAUUUUCAAAAGCUAAGCAUGUGAGAAUGAAGCUGAUGUCGGGUUGGCUAGGGGAAAGAUAAAGUGGUUGGUCCUGUGGAUCUUUCUUUUGAAAUGUGCUGAGACAGUUCCCUAGAAAUAGGAGGGAUGGAGUAGAUGGUUUGUUUCCUAACAACCUUUGAUUUGAUGACAUUCAAGGUUGAAUGCUUAAGAUGCCCUGAAAAAGUGAAAUUUGGCAAACCAUGAACUUUAAAAUUUCUUGUAGAAAUACAGCCUGUGUCACGCUGUGCUGUGCAGAGAGGGAAGCCAUUCGUUUUUGGAGUUAAAAAUUGGCUGUGUAUGCCUCAGUAACUGGAUCCCUUGAUAGCACUGAAUGGCUUCUGAAACUCUGUGUGUGUGUGUGUGUGUGUGUGUGUGUGUAGUCUAGUUAAGUAUUCGUGUCAGUUGUAUAAAUCAUCUUUGUUAGAGACAAAAAAAGGAAGUUAUAUCCAACUUUCCAACCUGAAAACAAAGUAGGAAAAUAAUAGGAAAUGUUUUAAGUUUUUAGUUAUUUGGCUGAUCAUGGAAUAGAUCUGUUUAAUUUUCAAGAAACUUGUCAAAUUCAUAUGUAACGUAUGAAGGCCUUUAGAAAGAUUCAGUGUCUAGAUAUGCCUAUUAAAGUAAGCAUCUCAUUUAUAUUUUCUUGUUCUCAAUCGCUCAUCUUUGCCCUUAAGUUUGCCAGGUCUGCAGCAGGGUAAACAGAGGAACAAACAUAAGCCUCCCCUGGAAUUGGGGUGGGGGCAGGAACUUUGCCUUCAUUAAGGAAACUUGAACGAAGAUUGGGGCAAUUCUGUUCAUCCGUCAUAGGGCAUCAAACAGCUUUGCAUGUUUCACCCUCAAAUGGACUUGUUCACCAGAAAUGUGUUAGCCAUAAUUUCAUGACAACACAUAGUUUGUUAUGAAUAACAAAUUCUGCAGGAAAGUCUGUUUAUUUAUCCCCUGAGAAACAGAGGGGACUAAAAACAAAAUGGUUUUUGUAAUUUGUACCUACAGGUAAUCCCUUGAGCUGAAAUAAUUAAGGUUUCACUGAAGCACCGCAAAUCAAUUAGAUGUCUUUGGGGAAAUUGAAACAAUAUAAAAAAUUUUAAAGUCAAUGUAUUCAAUCUUCCUUUAUGAGCAAGGUCUCUAGGCCUCAGUCUCAUAAUAAUAAUCAUGAACUUCAUUCGGAUAUUGACUCUGGUGAUGGGAACAUUAAAUACAUUCUCUCAGGUGAAGGAGCUGGAACCAUUUUUGUGAUUGAUGACAAAUCAGGGAACAUUCAUGCCACCAAGAAGUUGGAUCGAGAAGAGAGAGCCCAGUACACAUUGAUGGCUCAGGCGGUGGACAGGGACACCAACCGGCCACUGGAACCACCGUCAGAAUUCAUUGUCAAGGUCCAGGACAUUAACGACAACCCUCCGGAGUUCCUGCACGAGACCUAUCAUGCCAACGUGCCUGAGAGGUCCAAUGUGGGAACGUCAGUAAUCCAGGUGACAGCUUCAGAUGCAGAUGACCCCACCUACGGAAAUAGCGCCAAGUUAGUGUAUAGUAUCCUCGAAGGACAACCCUAUUUUUCUGUGGAAGCACAGACAGGUAUCAUCAGAACAGCCCUACCCAACAUGGACAGGGAGGCCAAGGAGGAGUACCACGUGGUGAUACAGGCCAAGGACAUGGGUGGACACAUGGGCGGACUCUCAGGGACAACCAAAGUGACGAUCACACUGACCGAUGUCAAUGACAACCCACCAAAGUUUCCACAGAGUGUAUACCAGAUGUCUGUGUCAGAAGCAAGUGUCCCCGGGGAGGAGGUGGGAAGAGUGAAAGCUAAAGACCCAGACAUUGGAGAGAAUGGCUUAGUCACAUACAGUAUUGUUGAUGGAGAUGGUAUGGAAUUGUUUGAAAUCACAACGGACUAUGAAACACAGGAGGGCGUGAUAAAGCUGAAAAAGCCUGUAGAUUUUGAAACCAAAAGAGCCUAUAGCUUGAAGGUAGAGGCAGCCAAUAUGCACAUCGACCAGAAGUUUAUCAGCAAUGGGCCUUUCAAGGACACCGUGACCGUCAAGAUUGCAGUGGAAGAUGCUGACGAGCCCCCUAUGUUCUUGGCCCCAAGUUACAUCCACGAAGUCCAAGAAAAUGCAGCUGCUGGGACCGUGGUUGGGAGAGUGCAUGCCAAAGACCCUGAUGCUGCCAACAGUCAGAUAAGGUAUUCCAUCGAUCGUCACACUGACCUCGACAGAUUUUUCACUAUUAAUCCAGAGGAUGGUUUUAUUAAAACUACAAAACCUCUGGAUAGAGAGGAAACAGCCUGGCUCAACAUCACUGUCUUUGCAGCAGAAAUCCACAAUCGGCAUCAGGAAGCCAAAGUCCCGGUGGCCAUUAGGGUCCUUGAUGUCAACGAUAAUGCUCCCAAGUUUGCUGCCCCUUAUGAAGGUUUCAUCUGUGAGAGUGAUCAGACCAAGCCGCUUUCCAACCAGCCAAUUGUUACAAUUAGUGCAGAUGACAAGGAUGACACGGCCAAUGGACCAAGAUUUAUCUUCAGCCUACCCCCUGAAAUCAUUCACAAUCCAAAUUUCACAGUCAGAGACAACCGAGAUAACACAGCAGGUGUGUACGCCAGGCGUGGAGGCUUCAGUCGGCAGAAGCAGGACUUGUACCUCCUGCCCAUAGUCAUCAGCGAUGGUGGCAUCCCGCCCAUGAGUAGCACCAACACCCUCACCAUCAAAGUCUGCGGGUGCGACGUGAACGGGGCACUGCUCUCCUGCAAUGCAGAGGCCUACAUCCUGAACGCCGGCCUGAGCACGGGCGCGCUGAUCGCCAUCCUCGCCUGCAUCGUCAUUCUCCUGGUCAUCGUAGUAUUGUUCGUGACCCUGAGAAGGCAAAAGAAAGAACCACUCAUUGUCUUUGAGGAAGAAGAUGUCCGUGAGAACAUCAUUACUUACGAUGAUGAAGGGGGUGGAGAAGAAGACACAGAAGCCUUUGAUAUUGCCACUCUCCAGAAUCCUGAUGGUAUCAAUGGAUUUAUCCCCCGCAAAGACAUCAAACCUGAGUAUCAGUACAUGCCUAGACCUGGGCUCCGGCCAGCACCCAGCAGCGUGGAUGUCGAUGACUUCAUCAACACAAGAAUACAAGAGGCAGACAAUGACCCCACGGCCCCUCCUUAUGACUCUAUUCAAAUCUAUGGUUAUGAAGGCAGGGGCUCAGUGGCCGGGUCCCUGAGCUCCCUAGAGUCAGCCACCACAGAUUCAGACUUGGACUAUGAUUAUCUACAAAACUGGGGACCUCGUUUUAAGAAACUAGCAGACUUAUAUGGUUCCAAAGACACUUUUGAUGACGAUUCUUAACAAUAACGAUACAAAUUUGGCCUUAAGAACUGUGUCUGGCGUUCUCAAGAAUCUAGAAGAUGUGUAAACAGGUAUUUUUUUAAAACAAGGAAAGGCUCAUUUAAAACAGGCAAAGUUUUACAGAGAGGACACAUUUAAUAAAACUGCGAGGACAACAAAGUGGUAAAUACUGUGAAAUACCUUUUCUCACAAAAAGGCAAAUAUUGAAGUUGUUUAUCAACUUCACUAGGAAAAAAAAACACUUGGCAUACAAAAUAUUUAAGUGAAGGAGAAGUCUAAUGGUGAACUGACAAUGAAGGGAAAUUGUUUAUGUGUUAUGAACAUCUAAGUCUUUCUUCUUUUUUAAGUUGUCAAAGAAGCUUCCACAAAAUUAGAAAGGACAACAGUUCUGAGCUGUAAUUUCGCCUUAAACUCUGGACACUCUAUAUGUAGUGCAUUUUUAAACUUGAAAUAUAUAAUAUUCAGCCAGCUUAAACCCAUACAAUGUAUGUACAAUACAAUGUACAAUUAUGUCUCUUGAGCAUCAAUCUUGUUACUGCUGAUUCUUGUAAAUCUUUUUGCUUCUACUUUCAUCUUAAACUAAUACGUGCCAGAUAUAACUGUCUUGUUUCAGUGAGAGACGCCCUAUUUCUAUGUCAUUUUUAAUGUAUCUAUUUGUACAAUUUUAAAGUUCUUAUUUUAGUAUACAUACAAAUAUCAGUAUUCUGACAUUUAAGAAAAUGUUACGGCAUCACACUUAUAUUUUAUGAACAUUGUACUGUUGCUUUAAUAUGAGCUUCAAUAUAAGAAGCAAACUUUGAAAUAAAAAAAGAUUCUUUUUUAAUUCUGGGUUUGAUUCUUAACAUUGAAAAAAAACGUUAAGUAUUUCUAAUGAUCCAUUUAUAUUUCUAAUUUAAUUGUGAUCUUUUAAUAACCCUAUUUAUGAUCUGUUGUAGUCUGUCUGCUGCUUUUAUUGUUUAUUUAAAAUCAAGUAUGUUUUACAAAUGUUUUUUCAGACAAGAUUCUGUAACAUCAUGUAAAGCUUUUUUGUACAUUCUUGGUGUUAACCUCCUGGCUUCUCUUCGCACACAUCUUCUGAAAAGAAGGAUGUGAAAGAACUAGUUCAGUCUAUGACUUUGCAAUAUGUCUUAUAUAAUAUGCAUUUAUCUUGUAUAUCAAUAAUUUGAUGGCUAUGAGAGAUGAAUCCAUGAGGGAAUGGAGCAAUCAGAACUCUAAUGUUCCAGGUAUACAUUCUGUGCCCCACACUGAGCACUGGGGGCCUGGGGGACUAGAGUCAAAAUAUGAAUUUUCCCCAGACUCAAAUGUUAUUCUAUUUUUUCUUUUGUUGAACUUACCAGGCUAUUGUAAGACUCUGACAGUUGAAACUGGGUAUUUUUCUCACUGUAAUUUAAACUAAUUGUAAAAUGAUGUGGCAGUUUCAGUUUUAAUAAGAGAAAGGGCGAUUCAUUUCAAAAUUCAUUCAUUUGUUUAGAAUAUGCUUAGAUCCGUAAGCUCAGAAUGAAGGCAGGGACCAUGUGAGAUUCUGAGAGUCAAUGCCUUUUGGUCCGGGAGUUUGUCUUUAGUACCCUGCCUCCCAGCUAGUUUCUAGUUUCUUGAAGGAUUGAAACUUACCUGAAGGGCAUUUCACCUGUUCAGUUGGGCCAAAGGUCAAAACGUAGCAAUACUUGGGGAAAGACCACACAAAGUCACACUGCAAGUACUUUCCCUCUUUCCCCCUAAACACAGGGCACAUGCUUUUUCUUGGAUUGCAGACAAUUUUUUUACAGUUUUUUUUUUUUUUUUCUGACUUUAUUGUGAAAGUUUGUUUGAAGCAUUUCUUGAUACCAUGUUAUGUACUAUUUUUAUGAUUUAGUCAGCAUGCAUACAAAGAAAUGUUUUUUAUGAAGUGCUCACUUCCGUUUUAUCUUGCAUUUAAAUCAAAUUGGGCUGAACACUUCAAUGGAAUAAAUUCUGUGGACCAUGUCACUUUAGAAACUUUCAUCUCAGUGAAGGAUUACGCAUUCUCAAUACUUCCAUAAUUGCAGGUUGUGUUCAUUUUUUUAUAUAGUUUUUGUAAUCCAAAGAAUAUUUUGCUAGAUUUGCACAGAUCUCCAAUUGAAUUUACAAUGAAGAAAUAACUCAAAAGGAAUAUGAAUAGCAUUUAAAUAAGUAUACAGCUGUAAGUAACCCUGUCACCAUGGAUGAUCCUUUUCUCUAGGAAUGUGUUUGGAUUAGAGAUGACAACUACAUUUUCGCAUUUUUAUGUUGAAGUCUUUUUUAAAAAGGCUGUUUACCUUUCAGUAGUUAAGAAUACUUGUUUUUCUUUUUCUUUUUACCUUUUAUUUUUUCUUUAAGCCUCUAUUGUUUGUAGAACACUCUUAGAAACUUGGAAAUAAAAUGUCUUUCCCAA
This is a messenger RNA of Sapajus apella (tufted capuchin), 6635 nucleotides long. RefSeq names its product cadherin 11 (gene CDH11). Gene Ontology annotation, cellular component: catenin complex; adherens junction; plasma membrane. Bases 2039 to 4246 code for a protein of 735 amino acids. Gene Ontology annotation, molecular function: cadherin binding; calcium ion binding. NCBI's taxonomy places the organism in Eukaryota, Metazoa, Chordata, Mammalia, Primates, Cebidae. The record is from RefSeq and is a predicted model, not a curated record. Gene Ontology annotation, biological process: multicellular organism development; calcium-dependent cell-cell adhesion; cell-cell junction assembly. The transcript is spliced from 11 exons.